CUCUCUCUCUCUCUCUCUCUCUCUCUCUCUCACCAGCCCGACCCGCCGUCAGCGUCUUCCGUUCGGACCCCGUCUCUCCACAGCAGCUCCCGUAGAGAGGAGAGAGGGCGACAACAUGCCGCGGUCCUUCUUGGUGAAGAAACAUCACAGCGCUAAGAGAGCAAACUAUGGCAGACUGAAGUCCCAGCCUGAGGAGGCCCCCUGCAGCAACCAUGAAGACUCUGUGCUGCACAACGGCUUCCCCCCUCACCAUCAUUGUCCUGGCCCAAGCCCAUGGCUGCAGCAGAGAGCCCAGUCGCUCUUCUCCUCCUGUCCUCUUUCUUCCAGAGCAGACCGACUGCUUCUUCCAUUUUCUCCAUACACCUCCCCUCUGUCCUUUCUGGGCCACUCUUCAGAGGCUCGCAGUAGAUGCUCCGCAGUUGCCUACAAACCAGCUGAAUCCUGUACCAAAGUGAACCUGGGAAUCCAGUGUGUCACAGGAGACCACAGGAGGAGACAGAGCCUCGUCCCUUCAUCCCUCCCUAUCCUGGCCCUCUUUCCAGCCAUUCCUCCGGGCAGCAGCAGCAGCAGCAGCAGCAGUAGCAGCAGCAGCAGUAGCAGUAGCAGCAGCAGCAGUAGCAGCAGCAGCAGCAGCCAGGAGAGCUUUGAGUGUUUGGACUGUCAUAAAGAGUACUUAAGCUAUUCUGGCCUGACCAAACACAAGCAGCUCCGGUGUGAGUGGAGCAGUAAGAAGUACUUCAGCUGCAAGUACUGUGAGAAGGAGUACGUCAGCCUGGGAGCGCUCAAGAUGCACAUCAGGACACACACACUGCCCUGUGUGUGUAAGCUCUGUGGCAAGGCAUUCUCCAGACCCUGGCUGCUUCAGGGACAUAUACGAACACACACAGGAGAGAAACCAUUCUCGUGCCUCCACUGCAGCAGAGCCUUUGCUGACCGAUCCAACCUGCGAGCUCAUCUCCAAACCCACUCUGAAGUAAAAAAGUACCAGUGUGCGAGCUGCUUCAAGACCUUCUCCAGGAUCUCACUGCUAGCCAAGCACCAAGAGGCUGGCUGCCCGCUGUCCUGACAGCCUGUGAACUUUAACCUGCUCCAAAAUAUUCUUCUGUAGAGUCUCACUGUUGGCGGAACAACAGUGUCAUUGGAACAGUCUCGGGAGGUGUGCACAACAAAGCUGUCAUGUGAUGAAACUUUUAUUUGAAGCCUUUUUUUUUUUUCUUCAUCAAAACAAUUAUUUUACAGAUGUUUGAAAAAAUAGUGUAUUGCUACUAACAUGUAUUUUAAGUGUUCACACUGUUGCACAGAUUGAGUCAUCAUAAAUGGAACAGCCACAAAUGGA
Messenger RNA from Sebastes umbrosus (honeycomb rockfish), 1336 nucleotides. Its product is annotated as zinc finger protein SNAI2-like. Lineage: Eukaryota; Metazoa; Chordata; Actinopteri; Perciformes; Sebastidae. The coding region runs from base 116 to 1066 and encodes 316 amino acids. The transcript is spliced from 3 exons. Gene Ontology annotation, biological process: regulation of DNA-templated transcription. Gene Ontology annotation, molecular function: RNA polymerase II cis-regulatory region sequence-specific DNA binding; DNA-binding transcription factor activity, RNA polymerase II-specific. The record is from RefSeq and is a predicted model, not a curated record.